GCAUAUACAAAGAAUAGGCUGCACGACGAUUUAGUUUCCUCCUUUACACAGCGUAUAUCUAAAUUUGAUAGACUGUGUUUAAACAUAAACACAAGUUAUGAUUAUUCUUAUCGUUUUCUGUCAUUUGGUGUUGGGUUGCCAAUUUUGUGUGCCAGUUGGAGCAGCAUGUAGCAGCAAUGUAUCGAGACAUCUCGAUGGUGAGAUAUUGAUUGGAGGAAUAUUUCCCAUUCACGAGCGAUCUGAGGUGAGUACCUCUUGGACGACAGGGCCGCCGAUGGUACAUUGUCUUGAUUUUUACACUCCUUACUACAUGGCGGCAGCUGCCGCUAGAUUUGCAGUGAUUGAGAUAAGAGACAAAAAGUACAUUGAUUUAGGAGACUUGGAACUUGGCUACUAUGAACAAGACUUUUGCAACUCCCCUGUGUCAGCGGUGGAGGCUACAUUAAACUUGACAAAUAAUUCUGAAGUGAAGGCGAUCGUAUCUGCUGCUUUGUCUAGUAGCAUGAUACACAUCGCCCCGAUAGUUGCGCACUACAGUAUUGCUACCAUUGCAUCGUAUGCGACCAGUGAAUUGCUAUCAGACACAAAUAUCUAUAGGACGCUUUUUCGGACAGUUCCUAGCGAUCAGUGGCAGUCACUGCUUCUGGCAAACAUGUCUGAGUGGUUUAAUUGGAAAUGGGUUGGUGCAGUCGCCACUGAUGAUGCGUACGGACGGAGCGGACUCCGGAUAUUUAUAAACGAACUCAAAGAUAAGAACAUGUGUGUUGCAUUUGAAACAUAUUUACCGGUUAAUGACAGUAAAGAACGGGAUAAAUUUCUAGACCAACUGGCAAAAUCAAAAGUCGAGGUUAUCUUCUUCUACACUACGGUUGACCUAAAUUUACAUGAUUUCUUCCAGACCGCUGACGACAAGGAAGUCUCACGUGAGUAUUCUUAG
Messenger RNA from Anneissia japonica, 937 nucleotides. RefSeq names its product extracellular calcium-sensing receptor-like. The record is from RefSeq and is a predicted model, not a curated record. Gene Ontology annotation, cellular component: membrane. Gene Ontology annotation, molecular function: G protein-coupled receptor activity. NCBI's taxonomy places the organism in Eukaryota, Metazoa, Echinodermata, Crinoidea, Comatulida, Comatulidae. Bases 98 to 937 code for a protein of 279 amino acids. Gene Ontology annotation, biological process: G protein-coupled receptor signaling pathway. The transcript has a single exon.